This is a messenger RNA of Centruroides sculpturatus (bark scorpion), 1869 nucleotides long. RefSeq names its product patched domain-containing protein 3-like. The transcript has 5 exons. The record is from RefSeq and is a predicted model, not a curated record. Gene Ontology annotation, cellular component: membrane. NCBI's taxonomy places the organism in Eukaryota, Metazoa, Arthropoda, Arachnida, Scorpiones, Buthidae. Bases 1 to 1869 code for a protein of 622 amino acids.
AUGCAGUGUGACAAAGAGAAAUUUUAUGCAGUUAAUCGAUAUUUAUCUUCAAGUUUUCGUCACUUUGGACGGCUGAUUGGACGUCAUCCAUUGUAUUCUGUAAUAACACCAUUCCUGUUCACUGCUCUAGCUUCUUUGGGUUUAUUGAGGGUGCAAAUUGUUAAAGAUUCGGAAUAUUUAUUUGUUCCAUCAAACGGAAGAACGUUGAAAAUCAGAUCAGAAAUUGAAAAGUUCUUUCCGGAAAAUGCUACAGAUUUUGAUCUUUCACGAGUAACAAUGUAUAAAGGAAUGAACGGUAUUAUAGCGACGUGUAAAGAUGGAGGAACAAUGAUGCGUGAAUACGUAUUUGAUGAAUUACAAAUGCUAAACAAAAAGAUUCUCGACAUAAAAAUAACAUGGAAAGGACAAAACAUAACGUAUUCCGAUAUCUGUAUGAAAUCGGAAGGAGAGUGUUAUCAAAAUAGUUUAUUAUCUUUAAAAACUAAAUUUGAAGAUGUCAGAAGAAAAAAGCUGAAAAUUAAGUAUCCGAUGGAGAUAAAUUCAUCGCACAUUAAUGUAGAUGCUAUCAAUUUAGGAGGAGUUUCAACUGACGAAAACAGUUUUAUAACAGAUUUCCAAGCAUUUCGUUUACUCUAUUUCGUCGAUUAUCAUAAUUCCAGCAAACAGGAAAUUGCUCAUAAAUGGGAAGAAGAAUUUCUGAAAACAGUUUCUCAAAAUUCUUUCGUUCACAUCCGCGUAUCAAAAAUAAGUGGAAUUAGUAUCGAUAAUGAAAUUAAUAAUGUAUUCGUAAAUAUUGUAUGGCAUAUUAUUAUUAGUGGAGCAUUUAUGAUAACAUUUGCAAGUGUAACUUGUCUGACGAAGGACUGGGUGACGAGUAAACCGCUGAUUGGUGUUUCCGGAUGUGUCUCAUCUUUCUUUGCUGUGAUAACUGCCUUUGGUAUUUUACUACUCUGUGGCAUGAAUUACAUCGAAGCAAAUUUGGUUGUUCCUUUUAUAGUUGUAGGUAUCGGACUGGAUGACUCAUUUGUUCUGUUAGCGGCUUGGAGAAAAACGAAUCCCAAAGAUUCUGUUGAAAAGAGAAUGAGUGAAACGUACUCCGAGGCUACCAUAUCGAUUACCGUAACAUCCUUGACUAACGUUGCGUGUUCGUUAAUAGCGUUAACAACUCCCAUCAGAACUCUCCAAAUUGCUGGAAGUUACAUGGCUUUAAGUAUUUUCAUAGAUUACAUCUAUCAAGUUACAUUCUUCGGCGGACUUCUUGCACUGGAUGGUUAUAGAGAAGCCAAGAACUUGCAUGCAAUACUCCUCGUUCCUGUUAAACUGGAUGAACGACCAUCAGGUAUUCUGGGAUUUAUAAAGUACGGCUGUUAUUCAAGCAAACUUAAUGAAAAUAACACAGCAAUGACUUGUUAUAAAAAACAUUUAGGAAAGAUUUUGACUUUUCCAAUUGUGAAAGCAGCAAUUAUUAUUAUUUUUCUCUUGUAUCUCGCUGGAGGAAUCUACUUUACUAAAUAUAUACAGCCUUCUACAGGUAUCAAAACGGCAUAUAACGACAAUUCUUACAUGUUAAACUUCUUUAGCGAUGAAAAUACGUUCUAUUCGCAAUAUCGAGAUAGAGUCCAGAUAAUUGUUACAUCAUCAUUGGACUACUCCAAUCCAAACAUCCAGAAUAAUCUAGAGAAAUUAACGACAGAACUGGAGAAUUCUCCUCAUAUGGCCGGAAGUAAUUUCACGGAAUCGUGGCUGAGACUAUAUCUGAAAUCCAUUAAAAAUCCACAGUUUUGGAUUUCUCUCAGAGGAUACAAUUUGAGUCGACCCGAAGACUUCACCGAUGCUUUACGCAAAUUCCCACAGCAACUCAAUCAAUAG